GCACCAAAAAAAAAAAAAAAAACCUCAGUUUUUAAAAAUAUUUUUAAUUUAUUUCAAUUUUUUGCAGUUUGGGCUUUAAAGGACGUUGAGCAGCAGCUGUCGGGACGGCCGCUGUUUUGUUGAUGUCAUCCGCGACCUUCAAUUCCUCAACAAGCUGAGGAUAAACAAAGAGUCGCUUUGAGGGUUUUAGUGUUACCCUUUAUUUUUGUCGCCUUUCCGCCUUUGCCAGUUGGCAGGAUGAGAGUCCUGCUGCAGGGGCUCCUGCUGCUCGCUGCCUGCGCUCUCCCUGCAGGUGGCUUGGAUUUCCAGCCUGGAUCCAAAGCUGUCGGACAGCCGGUGUUCAGGAGGCGCUCCGCCGUGGAGCAGAGAGCCGCACACAUCGUCAGGAGGUCCCUUCCGUCGUGGCUGGACGCAUCGCAACAUAGGAGAAGGAGAAGGAACGCCGAGCAAAGCGAUUCCUGCAAACAGCACCGAGGGUUUCAGAGCAAGUUAAAUGACAACACCCACAGUUUCAUGUUCAACGACCUGAGCGGCUCAGUGUCACUGGCCUGGGUUGGAGAUGGAACAGGGGUCAUUUUGGCUUUGACUACCUUUCAGGUGCCUUUCUUCAUGUUAAGAUUCGGUCAAUCCAAACUCUACCGUAGUGAGAACUACGGGAAGACGUUUGAUGAUGUGACCAACUUAAUCAACAGCACCUUCAUAUUAACAGAGUUUGGUAUAGCAAUCGGCCCUGAGAAUUCAGGCAAAGUGAUCCUGACCGCUGAAGUCUCUGGAGGUGAUGGGUAUCGGCUUUUUGUUUCCAUGGACUUUGGAAAAACCUUCACCCACCUGGACUUGCCUUUCAAUCCCCUGAUGCAGAUCUCAUACAAUCCGGAGAACUCAAAUGUGCUGGCAGUCCUCAGCACCAGGCAUGAACUUUGGCUUUCUGAAGAUUUUGGACAGAGCUGGAAGAAGAUUCACAACAACGUGUGCCUUUUUAAAUGGGGGAAGAAAAAUAGCAUUUUCUUUACUACCAACCAGAAUGGAUCUUGCGGUGAUAGAGGAAUGUUAGAGCUGAGGAGAACCACAGAUUUGGGUAAAACCAUCAAGACUGUUGCCACAAAGAUCUUCUCUUUUGGUCUGGGUGGACGCUUCCUCUUUGCUUCAGUAAUGACUGGAAAGGGAACUCUUAGAAUGAUUCACGUGUCUGUUGACCAGGGUGAGAGCUGGAACAUGGCUCAGCUGCCUCCUGUUGGUCAUGAGCAGUUCUACUCCAUACUGGCAGCAAACGACGAUAUGGUUUUCAUGCACGUUGAUGAGCCUGGAGAUACUGGUUUUGGUACAAUUUAUGUUUCGGAUGAUCGAGGAACAGUUUACUCCAAGUCGCUGGAGCGUCACCUUUAUACAGCUACAGGGGGUGACACUGACUUCACCAACGUCACUUCACUGCGAGGAGUCUUUAUCACCAGCAUCUUGGCAGAAGAUAACUCUGUGCAGUCUGUAGUGUCCUUUGAUCAGGGAGGAGAGUGGCUUCCCCUGCGGAAACCUGUCAACAGCAAGUGUGAUGCUACGUCUAAGGACCCAGACAAGUGCAGCCUCCACAUCCAUGCAGCUUACAGCACUGCUAUGAAGCUGAGCGUCCCCAUGCUGCCUCUGACAGAACCAAACGCUGUGGGUCUAAUCAUAGCUCAUGGCAGUGUCGGGGAUGCCAUCUCUGUGUUGAAGUCUGAUGUGUAUGUGUCUGAUGAUGGUGGCUACACCUGGAUAAAGGCUCUUGAGGGGCCCCAUCACUAUGCUAUGCUGGACUCAGGAGGGCUGCUGGUAGCUGUGGAGGACAACGGCGAACCCAUCAACAAGAUUAAAUUUUCCACUGAUGAAGGACAGUGCUGGAAUGUUUAUAACUUCACAGAGGAGCCAAUCUCAUUUACAGGGCUGGCAUCAGAGCCAGGAGCUCGUUCCAUGAAUGUCAGCAUCUGGGGCUACAGGGAGAACUUCAUCAGCCAGUACUGGGUCUCCUUCACUAUCGACUUCAGGGAACUUCUCACUAGAAGCUGUGACGAUAACGAUUAUGUGGAAUGGUUGGCCCACUCUGAUGACAUCAGUGACCCCAACGAUGGUUGCAUGCUGGGUUAUAAAGAGAAAUUCCUGCGGCUCAGAAAGGACUCUGUUUGCUUGAAUGGACGAGAUUAUAUUGUGAACACACAGCCGACUCCAUGUCCAUGCACCCUGGAUGACUUCUUGUGUGACUUUGGAUACCAGCGUAAAGAGAACAGCUCUGAGUGUGUGGAGCAGCCUGACCUGCAGGGCAAAGUGUUGGAGUUCUGUCUGCACGGCAAAGAGGAGCAACUGCAGACCAGUGGGUACAGGAAAAUUCCCGGAGAUAAAUGUGAGGGAGGAGAGAUGCCUCAGCGUAAAGAGAUUGACCUCAGUAAGAGGUGCGUCAGUGAUCUGGUAUCUCCAGAGCUACAGACAGAUGGUCAUUCCUCCAAGUCAGUGCCCAUUGUGUUAGCAGUCAUCGUUGUCCUAGUGCUGAGCAUCGCAGCGGGCGUGGUCUUUGUAAGGAAAUACGUCUGCGGCGGAAGGUUUGUAGUGCACAGGUAUUCUGUGCUGCAGCAGCACGUGGAGGAAAAUGCAGCAGAUGGGAUGGAUGAGCCACUAGAAACCAACCAUGCUCCUAAUGGCAAAAUAGAAUUCCAUGAUGACUCUGAUGAGGAUCUGCUUGAAUAGCAGGGACCACCUGUUAAACAAGCGGGUAACUGGUUGGCCUGCAGCCAGCCGCUGUUCCCAUCACUCUCCUCUCCAGUUACUUCCUCCUCUCACCCUCUGAUGUAAACUUCAGCCUCAGCGACAGAAACUCUGCUGUCAUCGGCGAAGUCAAAUGAAUGUAAGGAGGCUUCCUGAGACUUAAAGCCACUGUUGAAGAGAACCAUGAAGGAGGUCUUGACAUGUUUAAGGUAUCUGUUCUGUUGAGUACGUUUUAAUUUUUAAGUUAUUUAUUUCAUGAGGAAACAGCUGAACAUGCUGACAGAGAUUGAUAAAUUAAUCAACUGUAUGAAGGCAUCUCUGCUUUACGGGUUCUAUCUUUUUCCAUCUUUUGUAAGAGCUCCUGAAAAGGUCUUUUUUUUUUAACCUCUUAAGGAUUUGUGUUUGUUUUCUUCAUGUACUUGUCCAUAAAUGCUUUUUCUUUAUUAGUCUUUAAUCAAAUAUCAUUUUGGUGAGAGCUGAAAAGCCACAGCUGGCAUCCGGUUAAUAUUAAGUCCUACAGACAGACUAAGUCUUAAUGGGUUUUUUUAUGGAAGUAUUUAUACUUCCACGUUCCUGAUAACUUAAUUUUUUGCUUAUUAAUAAACUCUUUUACUUCUUUCUAUCUCGUUGGAGGUACAAUUCUGCAGCUCUUUGCAUUGUGUAAAAGUAAGAAGGGAUGCACCAAUCAGGUUUUUUCUACCCUUGGGUUUUGAUCUUCCCAUUUUGACUGAUAAUUUUUUCCAUAGUAAUUAAUUAAAUGAAAUGUAAUUAAUUAUGUUAAUUUUAAACAGCUGGUGGUUUUUAGUUCAAAAGAAAUGAAGAAAUUACAAGAUUAUCCACUAAUUUAAUUUUUCUUCUGGGUUAAAACUUUAGACUAAUGAAUUAAUUCACCUUCCUUUAUGGGAAUUCUAUUUUUUGAUAUAUGUUAAAGUGAAAUAAUAAUAUAAUAAUAAUAACAAUUCAGUUUUUUACUAUUUGAAUCACAAAGCAGAACCAGUCGUUGGAAAAUUGUCCCGAUUUCAAUUUCCGAUCGAUUGAUUGGUGCAUCUCUUGCAAUAAGGCAUCUCUAUGAGGUUUAGAGCAAUAACCUGUGAAGAUUUUGUAAAAAAUUAACAUAUUGUCUGUGCAUGACAGUUAUUCUUCUCUGCACAUCUCUUAGAGUUGUUAGUUGUCUUGUUAAUCCAAACAAUAGAAGCUUAGAAAGAUGUGUUUAAAACUCUGAAUGCAGUUUUAACCACUUAAAGCACAAAAGUCCCCUUAGAAGUUCAGCAUUUGCCGCUGAAUAUUUUUCCAAAAUAAAACCUAUUUUAACAGUAGUGAUCACCUUAACCUUGUGUGCUCCACGUUUGUGAUAAUCUGAGCAGUUUUAUACUACAAUUUAAAAAAUAUGUGACAUAUCUUUUGCAAUAACUAGAAAACCAAAAGUAUAGGAAAAUUGGUGAAGGAUAAAUAAAGCAAAAAAAAGGUUCUAAAUUAUAUAAAUGUUGUAAAAAAUAAAACCGUGUUGGAAGUUGAAUAAGCUGCAGCAUGUUUGUUUCUGGUUGUGGUUCACACUGACUUCUGCUUUUUUUUCUGUAACCAUGGUAACCAUGUCUCAUAUUUUUCUUAAAAACAUUUUUUUGUUGCAGUUUUUUAAAUUUUAUAGGUUUACUUUAUUUAUCCAGCUGGUGCAGAUUGCAGUAAAUUACUGUAGGUGUCGUUAAACAAGUGCCUGGUGUGAGAAUUUGACCGAUUUCCAUCAUAUUGUUAGUUUGAACAGUAAUGGCAGCAACAAUCACAAACUGGACAUAUUCCAAUUGCAAGUCAAAUUAGAGGAGUAUCUGAAUUAGUUUCCUUAACAAAUAUCUGAAAAAAUAUGUAAAAGAAAUGUAAUAAAUUCAGUUCAGGCUCAGACCGUUUGGCACAUUUAGCACAAUAUAAGGUGGUCUUAUGUAAAGGUUCUUAUGUAGCUGCAUUGCAUUGGAAGACAGUCUUUUAAAUGGAGCUUUAAGAAUUUUGUUGAAAACAUGUUUUCCUUACAUUUUUAAACUGCUGUACUGAUUUCAAAAGAGUCAUUGUGUUGUGUAAAUAUUCAGGUUUAAACAUUUGUAACUACUGUUUCCCUUUUCUGUAUAUUUCUUUGGGUUUGGAAAUAAAGUAAUGUUCCUCUUU
This is a messenger RNA of Cyprinodon variegatus (sheepshead minnow), 4875 nucleotides long. RefSeq names its product sortilin 1 (gene sort1b). The transcript has 20 exons. The record is from RefSeq and is a predicted model, not a curated record. The coding region runs from base 238 to 2706 and encodes 822 amino acids. Gene Ontology annotation, molecular function: protein binding. NCBI's taxonomy places the organism in Eukaryota, Metazoa, Chordata, Actinopteri, Cyprinodontiformes, Cyprinodontidae. Gene Ontology annotation, cellular component: Golgi apparatus; membrane. Gene Ontology annotation, biological process: endocytosis; vesicle organization; Golgi to endosome transport.